This is a messenger RNA of Spodoptera frugiperda (fall armyworm), 1651 nucleotides long. It is a transcript of the gene Coprox, whose product is annotated as oxygen-dependent coproporphyrinogen-III oxidase. Bases 290 to 1549 code for a protein of 419 amino acids. Gene Ontology annotation, cellular component: cytoplasm; mitochondrial intermembrane space. Gene Ontology annotation, molecular function: coproporphyrinogen oxidase activity. Lineage: Eukaryota; Metazoa; Arthropoda; Insecta; Lepidoptera; Noctuidae. The record is from RefSeq and is a predicted model, not a curated record. The transcript has 9 exons.
GAUCGAUGCUCUCUUCCUCGCUCAGGAAAGAGAUGAACACAUAUUGCGCAUGUAGGCGCGUCUUGCGGAAGAAAAAUUUCACAGCUGAUAACUAAAUAGUUCCGCAUGCCACCACUGGGUGGCGCGCUAAUGAUAACAACGUGGAAAACGUCACGGCUGUCAAGUGUCAAACCGGCUCGCACACGCUCACUCGCUCAGUCAAAAUAACAAUAGUAAUCUUCUCUUUGGAAUUUCAAUGUUCAACAUUAAUCUUUAAGUAUCAUUGCUUUUCGGAUCGGAAUUACACAAUAUGCCGUUCAAAGUGCUAACAAGAUCUUUAAAAACUCUGAGUUAUGUUGGGAGUUACAAGAAAAUCAGGGAUAGACCUCACAGAUUAUUCUAUGCUGCAAUUGUGGGCACAGGAUAUGUGGCAUACAGCCAGUAUAAAAAAAGUAAAGUGGAAAUGAAGGAAAUAAUACAAUUGCAAAAUUACAUGGCUGAGCCUAUCACACCUGUUGAACAACUGGAACAGAACCGGGAUGACAUGAAGACACAGAUGGAACUACUCAUCUUGAGGAUACAGGCUGAAUUUUGUAAGGCCCUCGAGAAAGAGGAAGAUGCGGCUUGGGAGGAUGAAAAAACUGCAGAUGAAUAUGAUUUUGAAAAUGAUGUGUUCUUAAUGUCUCCGGAAGCCAAAUUCAAAGUGGACAGAUGGCUUCGUAAGGAAGGUGGUGGCGGAAUCUCGUGCGUGUUACAAGAUGGCCGCGUCUUCGAGAAGGCGGGAGUCAACAUUUCCGUAGUGUCAGGAACCUUACCACCAGCUGCUGUGCAGCAAAUGAGGAGCAGAGGGAAGAACCUUCAGAACUCUGAGCUGCCAUUCUUCGCGGCCGGUGUGAGCGCCGUGAUCCACCCGCGCAACCCCAUGGUGCCCACCAUACACUUCAAUUACCGGUACUUCGAAGUACGGGAUAAAGAUGGAGUGCAAUGGUGGUUCGGCGGUGGCACAGACUUAACACCGUACUAUCUGAAUGAGGAGGACGCGGUGCACUUCCAUCAAACAUUGAAACAAGCGUGUGACGACCAUGACAAAACAUACUAUGAAAAGUUCAAGAAAUGGUGCGACGACUAUUUCUACAUUCCCCACCGAGGCGAGCGUCGUGGUAUCGGCGGUAUCUUCUUCGAUGAUGUCGAUUCUCCUAGUCAAGAGGCUGCCUUCAAGUUUGUGACGUCAUGUGCUGAAGCAGUCAUUCCUAGUUAUUUACCUAUUGUGAAGAAACAUAAAGAGGCCGGCUACGGUUACCACGAGCGCCAGUGGCAGCUGCUCCGCAGAGGGCGCUACGUCGAGUUCAACCUAAUGUACGACAGAGGCACCAAGUUCGGACUCCAUACACCUCAAGCGCGUUAUGAGUCCAUACUCAUGUCUCUACCUCUGAACGCUAAAUGGGAAUACAUGCACGAACCCAGUCCAGAUUCCGCCGAAGAGAAGCUGAUGAAAGUACUGAAAGAACCCGUCGAUUGGCUAAAUUUUAAGAAGAGUGAGGAUCGUGAAGCGGGGCGGUCGACAGCAUAAGUUAUUAUAUUAUUUAUUUGGUGGUAAUGGGUUCGUGUAACAUUGUGAAAAAAUCAUUUCUAAAUAUUAUAGUGAAAUAUACUGUUUUAGAUAAAGUUUAAA